UUAAAUAGAUAGACCAAAAUGCGGUAAAAAUGGCGCAUAAUCAUGCCAUUUCAACGAUGGCCGCUAUGGCUUCGCGGAACACAAAAGCCGCUAACCGUGCUAAGGCUUCAAUGAAGCGUUUUCGUACGGCUGUAACAAAGAUUCUGAAUGAGGUUGAAGAAUCAGACGCGGAUACUUUGGACAGCGUCAGUGUAGCUGACGCCAUUAAACGUGUAAAGGCAGAUGCCACUGAAGUGCUUACGGACUUGCAUGGGUAUUCCGAGGAGAUAACUGCAACGAAGGCAUCUGAUGAGCUAUAUAACUCCUUGUUAACGGAGCUAAAGGGUUACUUAGAUAAGAUUGAUGCCGUGCAAUCUCGUUUAUCUAUGGUAGAAUCUGAUCCUAGUGAGGCUACUGCGUCUAAUGAGACUCCAACAGUAGUAAAGAGCGUGAAAAUAGCCUCAAGCCCUCGUGAAACUGCUCAAAGUAGCAAUGUACAAAGGCAGCUACAGCAGCAAUUGGCUCCUCCUAGUUUCAUAUCUCCAAUUGAUUCCACCAUUUUCAACGAACGUUCUGAGCAGAUCAGUCAUUUACGUUCAAGUGUCUACGACAUCCAUGACAUAUAUGUUCAAAUUGGCGAUAUAGCAGAGCAACAAGGAGACCAAUUGGACAACAUCGAGAUGAACAUGAUACGGACGCUUGGUGACACACUGGAAACCAAUGUAGCUAUACAAAACACGGCUGAUCGUGAAAGCACAUCAUGGAGGCACAGAUUUGUGAUAUGUGUAUUGCUACUAUGCUUGAUUGUCAUCAUUUUCAAGUAUCGAUCUCUUUGAGUUCCC
Messenger RNA from Babesia bovis T2Bo, 821 nucleotides. Its product is annotated as putative integral membrane protein. Gene Ontology annotation, biological process: vesicle-mediated transport. The transcript is spliced from 6 exons. The record is from RefSeq and is a predicted model, not a curated record. Bases 30 to 815 code for a protein of 261 amino acids. Lineage: Eukaryota; Apicomplexa; Aconoidasida; Piroplasmida; Babesiidae. Gene Ontology annotation, cellular component: membrane.